Dicrocoelium dendriticum is the source of this 2540-nucleotide messenger RNA. The record is from the annotation of a GenBank genome assembly. Lineage: Eukaryota; Metazoa; Platyhelminthes; Trematoda; Plagiorchiida; Dicrocoeliidae.
AUGAAAGCCAGGUGUGCGAAUCACGACACAGCAGAUAUGCUAAGGUUCCUCUUCGAUCUUCUCGCUCGUGCCGGUUUUACAGCCCAAACAACUGAAUUGGCCCUGCACACUGUGGAGGAAAUCCUGUCGGUCUCAACUGCCGCUGAGAACCCACAAUUGCGUCGACCCAGGGGAAUCAAUGAGGUGUCGGAAUUUUUGAAGACCGUCUUUGAAAGUAGGCAUCCACCCGCCCAAUCGAAGUUGCUUUCUCUCUUCCGGCCGCAGAAUGUGGACUACUCUCGAUGUUACCGUUUAUUUGUCAAAGAUGAGCUGCUUAAUGGCAGAGGCUCAGCUCUGCCCAUUGACGGCAAUAGAGUUUGGGGUUCCCACGCCGGGAAUACUACCAGAUCCACAACGAAUCGAACACUGAGCUACUGGUGCCUGAGUCCCGGUCGGGCUAUGCAAGAUUUGAUUCGAGAGCAGGUGCGAUGCGUAAUUCUUACCAGCGGCACCCUUUACCCCAUUGAACCGAUUCAGGCCGAACUACGAAUGCACUUCCCCAUUACCUUGCAAAAUCCCCACGUGAUCACACAAGAGCAAGUGCGAUUAGCCGUCAUUACUCGGGGGAAAGACGGUGAAGCUUUGAACUCCAGCUACGCUAGCCGUGAAAAGCCUGGCUAUCGAAAAGCACUCGGGCACACUUUGUUGGAUUUAAUGAAGGUCGUCCCUAACGGACUUCUGGUCUUCUUUCCCUCGUACAUGAUGAUGACACAAUGCAUAGACGCGUGGAAGAACACUGGCCUGGAGGACCAAAUGUCCCAAUGUAAGCGCCUUUUUGUGGAACCGCGAGACAAGAUGCAGUUCUCCAAGGUGUUCACCGAUUACCGAAACGUGGCUUGUGGUUCCACGACCUCCAACACUCACGGCGCCGCUUUGUUCGCCGUAAUGCGUGGUCGAGCAAGCGAAGGUCUCGAUUUGGCCGACUACGCUGGUCGUGGAGUGGCUGUUCUCGGUUUGCCCUAUCCUCCUUACCACGACCCGCGUGUUCGAUUGAAAAUGGCCUACCUGGAUGAACAGUUGACUCAGUUACGAAACCAGGCUUCUGCCACCGCCGACGUGGGCGCCUACAAAUCGGCACCUUCGUUGGAAAAGGCUUUCGCAUGUUUUCCAACCGGUCGGAAAUGGUACAACCAGCAGGCAUGGCGUGCUGUGAACCAGUCCAUUGGUCGUGUUAUCCGGCAUAACCGCGACUUCGGAGCAGUGUUCCUUUGUGAUGAACGCUUCGCUCCGAUGAAUGCUCGCGCUGAACUGCCACGCUGGAUGCAGCCCAGUUUGCGAGUCUACUCCGAACACAACGAUUUGAUAACUGCGACUGCAGCCUUUUUCAAGGACGCUGCAAUUCUCCACCCACCACUCAAGCAAUAUGUCCAAGAUUCGCAGAACCUCCCGAUGGAUGGCUCACGUGAUCUUUCAGGAAAGCGUUCGCGUCCAACCAAACCUUGUGUUCUGUCAAAUAUUCCCCGAGCCAAUGAGGCUCAAGCAUUCACUCCCAGCUUGGCCCUCAAGGUACCUACAUUUGACACCGACCUCUUGUUGGCUAAAUAUGUCCCGUUGAAUUCAACAACCAGUCCGGACACCAUGGAAGAUCAGCUGACUGAUACCUCAGUGUUCGCGCGCAUAGAGAUGGCCACGGAUUCCAACCAUCGGACAGACAGUUUGGUCGAUGAAACUGAUGCAACAGACGAUAAAGAUCUUGAAACCAAACUCGUUCGAGCGAAAUCGACAAAGCGGUUAAAAAUUGAUUACUAUGCCCAAAUAAGUGACUCCGGCGCACAAUCUUUCACCGAUCCUGCUGUCUACUUGUGUGCGGUGAAAUCUUAUUUUCUUCGACGAAAUCAGGACCGUGAUUCCCUGCACAAGUUUAAGGAAGCACUGAAAGAAUAUCAAUCGAGUGAACCAAAAUUAAACAUCAGUUUACCAGAAGAUCCUCAAGACGGCUGUGUACGCAAGCUGCACACCAAACUGUCCUACUUAUUUGAGGGAUCAGAUACAACGCAUCUUUUCCAAGGUGCGUCAUGCUUUCUCGUUCCUGCUCACAGACCCAUCUUUUUGGCAUUGUGCACUGAGCGUGAGAAUUAUGUAGCUUCCAAAACCACAGUGGCGAAACCACAAUCGGAUCCUUCGCCCGGUGUAACGGGGUCGUCACCGGAGCGCCGAUUGACGUGUUGCAAAUGUCACAUUUAUCCGUCACAGACACCACUUGUGUCGUCAUGCAAACAUGUGGCCUGUUUCACUUGUUGGCGGACUGUGAUUGAAGAGGGAAACCAUCGAUGCCCCUCCUGUCGCACACUUGUUCGCAGACGUAUGUUAAGGCGCCUGGUACCCACGACAUCCACGCAGGAUUCGAACAAAAAGGAUUAGAUCAUUUUGCUAUAUUGUGCAACAGAUUAUUUUCAUACAUAUUCUGUACUAUAACUGUAUACUUGAAUUACAUAUAAUUUGUAUUCCUUCAUCGUUAUUCAGCGUUAUACAUUGAGAUAGAAGUAUCGAGAAUAUUGUCC